Molecule: messenger RNA, 1647 nt
Organism: Didymodactylos carnosus
Lineage: Eukaryota; Metazoa; Rotifera; Eurotatoria; Philodinida; Philodinidae
Source: the annotation of a GenBank genome assembly
AUGCAUUAUCCAUCUCGCCUACUCUCUCAUUGGAUUCCCACCGAUAUCGUGGUAUCACCAAUCAAUCAACAUAUAUUCAUUGCUGAUAUGACGUUUAAUAGAAUUUUACACUUAUCACCUCAGGCUAUUUAUCUAUCAACACUUAGCUUACCUAUUGAGCAAUCAAAAGCUUACUCCCCAGUGAAGUUAUCUGUAGAUUUAGAUGGUUAUUUAUAUGUUGCAACUGGUGCUUCCGGUUCGUUUGCAAUGAUAUAUACUUAUACAACUACGAACGAUCAACUAAUUCAAAAUAUCUCUUUACCUCUCUUUAUUCCCGCAGCAUUAACUGUUUCGUCUAUCAAUGGUGAUAUCUAUAUAGCAACUACAGAUAGUAAGGAUACAUCUGUAUAUGUCUUAGAUAAAAAUGGUGCACAAAUUAAUAAAUUCAACGCAUCAAACUUCUCACCGCCACUUAGUCAACCUACAUCAUUAACUAUGGACGGGACAGCCCAAAGAUUAUAUGUUGCUGAUAGAAACGAUUCAUCGACUGGCAGAGUAUUUGUAAUUGACGCACAAACCGGCAAACAACUGCAGUCCUAUAUCAUCAGUACUAUCUAUAGACCAUCAGCAGUAGUAGUCGAUGUUAAUCUAAAUGUGUACAUUGCCGAUAUGGCUACUAACUGUAUCGUGGCGUUAACAUUAAAUGGCACAUUGAUACGCACAUAUACCAACAGUCUAUACAGUCCUCAAGGUCUUUCAUUUUUAGCUGAUGGUAGUUUACUUUUGUCUGAUACAUUGAAUCAACGAAUGGUGUUAUUCGAUGUUAUAACAGCAAAAGUAUUGCAAGUUUACUCUAGCAGUGAUCCCCUAUUAAUUGCACCUCGUUUAGUUAUUCUUGAUAAUAGUGGACAAAUUUAUAUUAAUAGUUUGACGGAUGAUUCAGCAUACAAUAUAUUAAAGAAAAUAGACAUUACUAACUCAUCUGCUAACGUUACACAAAUUAUCGAUCCAAAACCUCAUUUUGGCUUUCCUGUUGGCUUAGCUUUGAGCCCAAAAGGUCAAAUGUAUGUUACAGAUGCCGAUGUUCCCUAUGGCUACAUUCAUAUUUUUGAAUCAAAUGGUACCGAAAUAGGUAGAAUUUCUACGACAAAUCCACAACUGAAGAAUCCUCAUGGUAUAGCAGUAGACUUAAAAGGAAAUUUAUAUGUUGCCGAUAGUGGUAAUGCUCGGGUAAUUAAAUUACUGACUGAUGGAACUGUAGUACAAACUUAUAAAACAACUCCACCAUUACAGUAUGCUUAUGAUGUUAAAGUGAGAGAUGAUGGUACUCUUUAUAUAUCUGAUGAUCAGUGUGCAUGUGUUUAUCAGCUAACGAAUGAUGGUAAACAACUAGCAGUCAUACAGUUACAGGCACAAACUAAUCUUGUCAAUCCGUUUAUUACUCUUUUCCCUUCUGCUGCUUCUUCUAACCCUGAUUUAUUAAUUUCCAUUACAUAUCCUUCACCCCAAGUUAAUCGUUAUACACCAAAUGGUACCUUAAUAGCGAGUUAUACUAUACCGGUGUCGGCCUUGACUGAUUGGACUCCUUAUGCUUCUGUCAUUGAUGAAAAGCGCCGUUGGCUGAUUGUGGCUGAAUCAGGUGGGAGAGUUAUGUUCUUUGACUUGUAA